Mercenaria mercenaria is the source of this 2631-nucleotide messenger RNA. RefSeq names its product protein maelstrom homolog. NCBI's taxonomy places the organism in Eukaryota, Metazoa, Mollusca, Bivalvia, Venerida, Veneridae. The coding region runs from base 270 to 2081 and encodes 603 amino acids. The record is from RefSeq and is a predicted model, not a curated record. The transcript has 16 exons. Gene Ontology annotation, biological process: negative regulation of DNA-templated transcription; male meiotic nuclear division; spermatogenesis. Gene Ontology annotation, cellular component: nucleus; P granule. Gene Ontology annotation, molecular function: sequence-specific DNA binding.
AAUACUUUUUAAAGGAUGCCUAUCAUUUUAUAUGAAACUUAUUUUCAGUCUCAGAAUUAGAUUAUGUCAUGUUGUUGAAAUUAUCUAAAUUCGGAUAGUAUUUUUUGGAUGUGAUUUAUACUGGAUUUACUGAAAAACUUAAGGCAAUUGCCGUAAACAUGGAACAGCAAUGUACCGAAAAGAGAAAAUUUUGUAGGUAGUCAAUGAAAAAGUGGAUAAACUUUCCUGACUCUACAGAUAGUUGACAAGUGGAUAGACAUUAAGAAAAAAUGCCAAAGAAGCCACAAAGAAAUGGUUUUUACUUCUUUAUGAAGGAAUUAGAGCCAUCUCUCAGAAGGGAGGGACGCGUCUUUCCAAAUGGUAUAGCUGAUGUCGUCCCAAUUGCUCAUCCAAGAUGGAAGCAACUCCCAGAGAAAGACAAGCAGCGUUUUGAGAAUAUGGCAAAACAGGAGAAAGCCAGAUUACGUGGACGUGCUGGAGAUGAGUAUAGAGUUGACAAUGUUGGCAAUGUUCUUGCACAUCGCAAGGACAGGUACACUGAACUUGACAAAAGAAGAAUGGCAGAGAAAAAAGACAUUGUGAAAAACUGGCCUCUUGGAAAAGCAUUGAAGAGUGAGGUAUUUUACUUCAUCAACUUCCAGGUCCUGUGUAAGACAGAGGAGGGGGAUUAUCUACCAGCAGAGAUAGCUGUUAUAGAAUACAGUAUAGAGAAAGGCAUUAUGAGAGAUUUACACAGAUUUAUUGAACCAGGAAAAAUACCUACAGGCUACAGAUUUACAUGUAUUCAGAACAGUGAAGACACACAUAAAAUCCCAGUGGAGAAUUUUGAGUUGGCAGAUAACAACUAUAGAGGGUUAUGGAUUCAGCUGGAAAAUUUCAUUAAUUUUAAUGGAACUAAAUCAGAAAACCCUCCGCUAUAUUGUUUGGGUGCAGGUCACAAGUAUGAAGCUGUAGAGUACUGCCUGGAUUGGAUCCAUGCUAAAGCAUGUCUCGGGGAACCAAAUCGUAUCCAUAAAGUGUAUGAGAUUGAAAGUUUAUUCCAUGAGAUGCAAGCCCAUGUAGGUAACCAGGUGUCUAAGACAUGCUGUAUAGACAGUCUCACAUCAUCCGAGUGGGACUAUGAACCAAAAACGAAAUGUGCAUACCAUGAGGAACUUGAGGUGAAAGACUGUGCUCUAGGAAUAGUACAUAGAUAUGCAUACGCUAUUUCUGAUGCUCUGUGCCAGUUUUUUGAUGUGCAAAUUACAAAGAACCAUUUACCAGCAAGGGAUGAUACUGGUGCUAUUACAGUACUCUCCCCUUCCAGUAUGCCCGUCUGCAAUAAACAAGAUUCACGUCUACCACAGAAGUCAGACAUGAUGUUGAAAACAAAGGAGCUAAAGCCGAGACAGCCUCCUCUAGAGGAAGACUACAGGGAAUUACGUCGGCCUAACCCUCCUGUGCCAGGUUAUACAAAUACACUUCCAGCUGCUCCUGCAUGGGGAGGAGCUGGAGUAGGAGGAGCUAUAGCACCAGUGGGUGGAGUUUAUGUAAAUCAGGCUGACUAUCCUCCAAUGGCAGCAGGGAGAGGACUAACAGUGGGUAUGCAAGGUUUGAGUUUGAAUCAGACAAAGCAUGCAGGACGGGCAGGUGCUCCACGACCAUCAGAUGCCCCGCCUCCGCCUCAGGCUUGGCAGCAACCACAAGUGCCUUCAUUCCAACAACCAAUGGGUAUAGGUCGUGGUAUGGUAGCCAGAAAUGUUCCUGUACGUGCCCCUUUAGUACCUUCACCUAACAACGGUCUGGCAGAGGAGGAGGAUGGGAACCUAGCACCUUUGAGGCUCCCAGGCCAGACAGUCUCAGCUCCACCCCAACAACAGUAUCAGCAGUCACAGCAACAUUUCUCACAGUUUGCUGAUGCAGAACCAAAACCUACCAUAAAUGGUGGUACUAGUUAUCUGCCAGUUGGUAGAGGUAAAGGUGGAUUGUUGGAGGGAUUUUUGAAAAAUGGUAGAAAACCAGGAGCACCUGUAGGAAGGGGUUAUGCUCCCCCUGAUUGGGUGGAUGAUGGAAGUCUAGGACCAGUCAGAAGACAAAGAUAGGAGAUACCCGAACUACCUGAAGGACAAUCAGUGAUUCGAUAUCAGACUGCUAUUCAGUUUUUAACCGUCAAGGCAUGACAGUGACUCUAGUCAGUUCUACACUCCUAUUGAUCUGAUAUUACUUUUGAAAUAGAAAUUUUAUUACAUCUCGUUAUUUUCUGAAUUUCUAAAGUUCUAAGAUUUUGUUUUUAUUUGAAAGACUUUCUAUUUAAGUUUCAGUACUUGAUACUAGAACGAAAUGCCUAAUAAGCAUUUUGGGGAUUAAAUUGACUUCUAUUGAAAAGGAAAGACUAACAAGGACAGAUGUCUGACUGUAAAACUUGUGAUAUAGUGAAAAUGACAGGACUUUCAUAACUGAAAUAAAAGAGAUAUAUCAUUUUCACUUGGAUAUGACUGAAUUUAUACAAGUAUUCAUUUUAUAUUUGGUUGAAAAUUAGAUUUAAAAUUGAUAUGGGUGUGCCAACUCUGAUAAAAACCAAAUGAAAGUAAAAUUCAGUUUCAGUACACCAACCCUCAUUGCUGCCUCCAAAAAUAAAAGUGUUACUGUGCA